This is a messenger RNA of Triplophysa rosa, 3122 nucleotides long. It is a transcript of the gene mief1, whose product is annotated as mitochondrial elongation factor 1. The transcript is spliced from 5 exons. Gene Ontology annotation, cellular component: mitochondrial outer membrane. Gene Ontology annotation, biological process: positive regulation of mitochondrial fission; mitochondrion organization. Bases 132 to 1541 code for a protein of 469 amino acids. NCBI's taxonomy places the organism in Eukaryota, Metazoa, Chordata, Actinopteri, Cypriniformes, Nemacheilidae. The record is from RefSeq and is a predicted model, not a curated record.
GAGGACGCGCUGAAGAGAGGCCAGUUCUUCCUCAGUAGCGGGCUGGGGGGACUGGUGUAGAAGUUGAGGUCAUCUGAGCUGCGCUUAUCACCAGCGGGCGGUCUGACCAGCUGCAGUGAGGGUAAAGAUCAAUGGCAGGAGUGAACGGAGAUCGGAAAGGAAAGAAAGAUGAAAAUGGGCUUGGCACGGCGAUUGACUUUGUGCUCUCCAAUGCAAAGUUGGUGCUGGGAGUCGGAGGGGCAGCCAUGCUUGGUAUCGCCACACUGGCGGUCAAAAGAAUGUAUGACAGAGCACUGAGUGCUCCAUCAAGCCCGACUAAAGCAAUCCCGUCUGGACAGAGAAGCUGGGAGGAGCCAAGCUGGCUGGGGUCUUCACCUCGAACACUGAACCGUGACAUGAAGCAGAACAUCAGUCGCUCUCUGCAGACGCUCCCCACCUCUUCCAGCUCCUUCAAACCAGAUUCAUUUCGCCGUGUAGUGGGUCGGGGUAGUGGUGGUCAUGGAAAGGCUGAUCUUCAGAGGGCACGAAUGCGUCUGUCCCUCCAGGAACACCUCUGGGCAUUCUUUCAUGAGAAAGUGGCAAUCCCCUCGGAGGAGCAAGCUGUCGCCCGUCGUGCUGCACUGGAUAUCUGCGCAGAGCUCCGGGUCUUCAUCCACGCCAAACUGCCCGACAUGCCCUUACGAGAGAUGUUCCUGAGCGGAAGUCUCUAUGAUGACCUCCAGGUGGUGACUGCAGAUCACGCCCAGCUGAUGGUACCUAUGAUUCUCGAGAAGAACCUCUGGUCGUCCAUUCCUGGCGAGGACACCAUCAUGAAUAUUCCUGGCUUCUGGUUGGUCCGUCGGGAAAACCUUGAGUACUUCCCCCGUGGAAGCAGCUACUGGGACCGUUGCAUGGUGGGAGGAUACCUUUCUCCAAAGAGCGUUCUAGAAGUCUUUGAGAAGCUUGUUGCCGGCUCCAUCAACUGGCCUGCAAUCGGUAGCGUUUUAGAUUAUGUGAUUCGACCCGUGGUGCCUUCGGAAACGCUCUCGUUGGAAGUGCAAUAUGACACGGACCGUCACCUUUUCGUGGACUUCCUCCCAUUGCUUGUUAUGGAGGACGGAGUCUCGCUGAUCGCCAAACCGCACCGACUGGCCGCCGAUCGCCACGAGAACCUGUGGAGGCAGAGUUUUAGAGUGGCGGAGACCACAAAGUUACGUGCGCUCGAUCAGGAAGACGGCGGGUGCCGCUGUGCUUGUCUCAAAGUCAUUAAAGCUGUGUGUAAACUGAACCCAGCACUGGCACGAUUGAACGCAAGUCAGCAAACUAAUGCAAUCCUUCUCCUGAGUGAACAGGAAAGGGAUUGGACUCAGGAAGCACUGGCCGACCGGUUUUUGCACCUGCUUCGUGCACUAGUGGGACACCUAGAGGCUGGGAGGCUGCCCUGCACCCUUAAUCCCAAAGUCAAUCUGCUCUGUGAGCUAACGGAACAGGAAAUAGAUGAACUUGGGUACACGCUCUACUGUGCAUUGUCUGACCCUGAGAGUCUAAUGAGAACUGUUUAACACAAACGCAUGUAUUGGUUUUACCACUGUUUAGCAGCUGUUCAAUGCUUAGACACUUAAAGGGAUAGUUCACCCAAAAUAAAAUCAUUUACUCACCCUCUUGUCAUGUCAUGACUUUCUUUCUUCUGCAGAACACUAAAGAAGAUAUUUUGAAGAAUGUUGGCAACAGAAAACCGUUGGUCCCCAUUGACUUACAUUGGUAUGUGUCCAUACAAUAGAAGUGAAUGGGGACCAAUGGUUUUUGUUUACCAACAUUCUUAAAAAUAUCUUCUUUUGUAUUCAGCUGAAGAGUGGAAUAACAUGAGGGUGAGUAAAUGAUAAAGAAUUUUCAUUUUUGGGUGAACUGUCUCUUUAAAUAUCCAAGUAUACAAGUAGAAUCGAUCCACAAAUGCUGUUCUCAUAUGUGCCCUGUACUAGUGGGUCAAUGACCUCACUCAUCUUUCACAUGCAUGCUUUUUCAUUUCUUCAGAUUCACUCUUAAAUUUAUUUACAAUUCUUCCAAUGCUGGGUAACAUCAUGUUUUCCAUUAUUCAGAGUGCAUGGUGGAGUAAGAAAAUAGCCUUUGACUGAUUACGCUUGAACGUAAUGUUUAGUGUAAUUGCAUCAUUGAAUGUUUUUUUUAAGGGUCAGUUUCUGUAAUAGAAAGUAUCUGAAAGGAAAAAUUAGCAUUUUACAUCAAUUUGACCUUUUGAAGCGAGUAACAAAUGUCCAAAUAUUUUGUCUGAAAUUUCCAAAUAUUUCAAUACAUUAAUCUACAUCUAUGUGACUGGGAAGAGAAACUUUAAUGAAACAAGGUCAUGUUUUUACCCUUUAUUUCCACCUGUGCCAUUUAAAUAUGCAGGGUACUUAUAAAUCAACCGGUGCUGCUGGAGUAACAUGUUAUGUUCACUUUUUGUGUUUCUUGGCAAUGUAGCAUCUACGUUCAGCUGCGUUGUUUUUAGAAUUAUUUUCCUUCAGUUGGUUGUUAUUGAAAUAGUUGAAACGGGUUACUGCCACACUGCGGAAACCAGAUGCUUAGUAUUUAAGUAAAUUACUGUGGACCUUAAAUCUGUACUAUAGGUGCAGAAACUAUCAGUGGAAAUGGAUGGCUGGUUUUGGGUGGCUGAGUGGGUUUUGAGGAACCGAAUGGUAUUGCGUGCAUGGCAGUGGUGUGUAAAAGCUUAAUAAAAUCCUAGUAAAUACAAAGACAUUUUUGUAUUUUUGUAUUGAUUGUACAGAUGUUACCAAAACUGGUGUGAAAAUAUUUAUGUAUAUCUUGUCAUGAUCGUACAUAAUGUGCUUUGAGAGUGACGUCUGAGAACAAAACAUAAAUUAGGGUAGGUCUAUGAAAUGCCAAAACGAACAAGAGAUGUGUUUAUAUAUCUAAGCAUUUAUUUUGCUUGCAUAACCAGACCACCUGUUAUGUAGCAGAUACACAUUUACUGUGCAAAUGAUAUUUAAUUCAGAGAACCACCAAAUCCAAAGUAGACAUCGAUUUCUACUUUGAGUUCAGUUUGGCCUGGUACUUUGCAUGUGAUUGUGUGUUUGUUUAUUUCCUGGGAAUUUUAUUUUUAUUAAACAGAACUUUGUACAAUUUGUAAA